This is a messenger RNA of Cylicocyclus nassatus, 1645 nucleotides long. The record is from the annotation of a GenBank genome assembly. Lineage: Eukaryota; Metazoa; Nematoda; Chromadorea; Rhabditida; Strongylidae.
AGAACAGAAUGGCUUCUCAAACGUCAUUUGCUUCCACGUCAAAUAAUCAUCGUUAUCACUCUCACAACCGCCAACCGCCUACACGUCAGUGUUUCCCACGUCAUUCAUCCAGGCGGAUCAGCUCUUCUUCCUAUGCCGGUUCAACAACUCCAUCUACUGUCAGUGAACCAGCUGUACAAAAUGCGAAUGUGGCAGCUCCGAAUCUUGCAAAAAACCCGGCAGCCCUAUCAAGAGUGCAUGCAGGAGCAUCAGCAACGGGAACGCAAGAUUCAGCACCAAAGCUUCAGCCACUUAAUGGUACCAUGAAUAAUACAUGUGAUGUCUGGAGGCGCACAGAAGUUAAUCGCUAUGGUCAUAACGGCUGGCAUAACCAAGGCAACAUUCAAUUUCGCGCAUUGGAAGAGCAUCGAGUGUUAAAUGGUGAUGUCCCAAAGUCUCCUGGAUCCGCUCAAAUGCAUGUUCCAGACGCUUCUAUGAAUCAGUUUACACCCGAACAACAGCAGUGGAUGUAUCUUUCGCAGCAAACGCAAAAUUUCUUACCAUUUACGCAAAAUGUUCUUGCUGCACAAUUCAAAGAACACUAUCGUUUUCCCGAAACUUCUGGAAUCGCUUCUGUGCCAGGGAAUACGUGCGAAGAAAUCGAAAGAGAGCAGGCUGUACAGGCUGUGCCUCCAGAACGUUGUGCUCUAUGUCACCUGAACAAAAUUAAUCAAGAUGCACCAUCUUUACCAAACCCCGUCUCUUAUCCAUCGGUGCCUGCAGCUCCAGUGUUUAACAAUAACUGGCCUUCUUUACCUUUGGAGGGCCCACUUGAUCAGCAGGCUAUUUCGGUACUGCAUAAGAUGGCUGAAAGUCUUUACUAUGAAUUACACGGAUUGUAUUUGAUACCAAUCAAAAAAGAAGAAUGCCCCCUGAACGCAACUGGACAAUGUCCAUUCGGAUUUUCAUGUUUCUUUGAACAUCCGGAGAGGGGAACUAGCGAAAGUGAUAAGGAUAAAAGUUGUGAAGACGAAGAGUAAGAUAUCCUCACAAAAAAAAACGUUUUGCGCAGAAUCAUAAGAAAAAAUAUUCAGAAGUUCCAUUCUAGCCUUCAACAAUGGUUUUACUUUGUUUAUUUUGAUUAGACGUGGCCACAGUUAACUACAUAGUUUGUUGAAAGAUAUAAUAUCUUUUAGAUCCUUUCAUAACCUUUCGAAAUAGAAUUUCAGGUAUGUAAUAAUGAUUUAGGCACUUAGAUUAUCUUGUUGCUAAAGUGUCGUCGUCUGUUUCUUUAAUUUUGGCUCUACUUGUUUCAGUGGGCUGUGAGAACCCAAAUCGCAUUGUCCUCUGUAACAUUUCUUAUGGGUGCUUAACCAUUCUUUAUGAUUUAUCUAAAACUCCCGUUGGUUAUUCAGGUUUUGAAUUAGCCUAUUCAGCAGCUGUAGCUAUGUUAUUGCAAACUUUUUCUUGUUUGUCGCUCUCCUCUCAACAACUGCACAUCUUUCAUCACAUCACUUUUUGCAAUUUUACCGUUACGAGUAUUCCCGGUGCUUAUGUAAACCUCAAAUGUCUCAACCUCACCUUGUUGUUUUCAAAAAUUCUGUACGAUCAAAAACUGUUAAGCUUUCACUUUGAAAAUUUUUGCUGCUCUGUGUCAGAUAAAGAU